AUUUAUCGCUAUCUCCGAGAGAGAUGCGCCCAGCGGAACAGGGGCUACAGCAAUGAGAUCUCCUCGCACCGCAGAGGAAACCACUCAAACCUCCAUGGACAUGGGUCCUUCUUCUGCAGUGGGGAAGGCUCGAUCAUUUACAGCCGGGACGCUUCAUCCUGGCAGCCCAUGUCAACGUUGUCCACCUACAACGCUGCAGGGCGGUACAGAUGUGACGGCGAUGGAUCUGUUGUAAUAACCAGCGGCAACAGCGGGGGGACGUCUGGCUGGGGCGCUGCAGGGGGGACAGUCCCAGUCUAUGGACGGAACCCCUUUGUCAGCUCCGGGGGUGGUGGAGGAUCCACCUGCCAUAGUGAGAGAUUGGGCAUCGCUGGGGGAGGAGGCAGUGGGUCAGGGUACAGUAGCAGAGGACUGGGCUACGGCAUCGGGGGAUACUCAAGCCCAGAGCUCAGCUACGGAGGCGGUGGGUGCUCCCAGGCCAUACAGCAGAAAUGCCCUGUGGUCAUUCCCAACAUUGACACUCAACAGAGCAAGAGGGCG
Pterocles gutturalis (yellow-throated sandgrouse) is the source of this 540-nucleotide messenger RNA. RefSeq names its product loricrin-like. The record is from RefSeq and is a predicted model, not a curated record. NCBI's taxonomy places the organism in Eukaryota, Metazoa, Chordata, Aves, Pterocliformes, Pteroclidae. The transcript is spliced from 2 exons. The annotation marks the transcript as partial.